Messenger RNA from Symsagittifera roscoffensis, 1058 nucleotides. RefSeq names its product arginine-hydroxylase NDUFAF5, mitochondrial-like. Gene Ontology annotation, cellular component: mitochondrion. Gene Ontology annotation, biological process: mitochondrial respiratory chain complex I assembly. Lineage: Eukaryota; Metazoa; Xenacoelomorpha; Acoela; Convolutidae. The record is from RefSeq and is a predicted model, not a curated record. The transcript has 6 exons.
CUUAUUAAAUAGUUGAAAUGAGUUUUUGGCUUAAAACCUCUUCGAGGUGUAUAACUUGUCGUAAACACUUGACUACCACCUCAAUGAAAGUUUUCAAUCGUGAUGCGAAAAGACGGCACAGAGACUUGAUGGCUGCCAGCGAAUCUAUCGAGACUUACGAAUACCUAAGAGUGGAAAUGGCAGAAAGACUCAGUGAUCGACUUGCGGAUAUAACAAGGCAGUUCAGCAGAUAAGCCCUUGAUCUUGGAUGCGGGAGAGGUUACUUGUCAUCAAUCGUAGAUGGAGAUGACAUUAAAGAAUUAUACCAAUGUGAGCUGUCCAGUCAGCUUCUGAAUAGAGUACUGCCGUCCAAAAUCUCAAACACAAAAUCAUUUCAUAUGGAUGAAGAAAAAAUUGAAUUUGAGAAGGACUUCUUCGAUUUAGUAAUGACCUGUGGCAGCCUGCACUGGGUGAACGAUCUUCCCGGAUUGAUGCACCGCGUGAUUAGAAGCCUAGUGCCAGAUGGAGUGUUUCUGGGUUCGCUCUUAGGUGGAGACACUCUUUUUGAAUUGAGGACAGCUCUUCAGUUGGCGGAACAGGAAGUUGAGAAUGGAUUUGGACCCCACGUGUCGCCCAUGGUUAAUAUGCCUGACAUGGGAAGAUUGUUGCACAGUGCUGGAUUCAAGAUGAUCACGAUAGACGUAGAUGAGAUCUGUGUGAGGUAUCCGGACAUGCACUCCCUAAUGGUGGAUCUGGGCAGGAUGGGGGAGGGCAACUGUGCCUGGAACAGGAAGCCCAGUCUGAGAAGGGACACUAUGAAAGUGGCAGCUGAAAAAUACAAGGAAAUGUACGGAACCGAAGACAGCAUCCCAGCUACAUUUCAAACAAUAAAUUUCAUUGGCUGGAAGCCCCACCCCUCCCAGCCCAAAGCGAAGCCAAGGGGAUCCGCUGAAGUCAGUUUCAUGGAUCAUUUCAAUCAACAGUCGAAUUCUAAUAAGGAUGGUGAUAGAAAUUAGAGUUAUUUCAAUGGUUUUUUGCUACGUUGUAAAGAUUGUGAAAAACGAAAUACUGAAUUUAAU